Messenger RNA from Pocillopora meandrina, 10963 nucleotides. The record is from the annotation of a GenBank genome assembly. Lineage: Eukaryota; Metazoa; Cnidaria; Anthozoa; Scleractinia; Pocilloporidae.
CACACAAUGACUCAGUCGAAUGAGGAUCGAAACUACGGAAAUGCCAUUGAAUUGUUUAGGUCUCGAAAGCUAUUUAUUUGGCAAGCAAUGCGGGCUCUUCGAGCACAAAAACAAGAAUUGCUUAGACAUAUCUAAUUAGCAUACUUCUGAACACAGAGAAUAUAAUUCCACGCCAUACAGCAGACAAGUCGCAAUAAGGUUGAGGUAAGUCGUACAACUUCGAUAGACGCGUAACAGCAACUUAAUGAGUGUUGAAUGAGUGAGUGACGAAAACGUUGUCUGCAAGUAUCGAUAAUCUUUGCAGACCAAUAUAUCACGAGGAGGCCUGUUUCUUGACCGUUCUGACUGUGUUCAUCGGGGUCGCCAACUGAGAGAAGGCCGUCGAGCGACGAGCGAGUCGCGCAUCAAAUGAAUUCGAUUUCAAGUGAGGAGGCUGCUUUGAUUUAAGUUUUAAGGGCAUAAAAUUUUAAUCGAGGCAAGCUGUAGCAGGUUAUAAAUUGAGUUCCUGCUUGCAAGCUGAAACAGACUAGAUCCACUGAGUUUCGAAAUUCAAACCUGCUUGAUGUAUCAUUUGGAACCUGAACGCUCAGAUCAAGCUAUUUAUCGAUGUUUUGAGAAUUUUAUUGACCCGUUGUCUGUGAAUAGCAAAGGUUCAGCCCCAAAUCAUCACAACAACUCGGUAUUCCAAAUCCGUAAAUCCCUGUCGUGACAUAGCAGAGGAAAUGAACCGGCUGUUUUCCCUUCUCUAUUAAGACAGCAGUGGCUUGAAACACGUAUGCAGUGUAUCCGCUCGAGAAAUAGAAAUAAUGUCUCCUUCGUACAGCUUUCUUUAAAACGUAAAAAGAUCGCAGCUACAAUUCACAAUUUGCUGUGAACCGUUAAAGAUUUAAGGGCCUGCUUUACGGUCGCCAGGUUAUUAAAAUUCAAUUUGUUUAGGAACGAAACGAAACUUUAGCAAAAGAAAACAGAAAUUUGGGUUGCAGCGAAGGACUUAAAUUUGGAAAACUGAACCGUGAUUGAAGGUGCUAUGAAUGAGGUCUAAUAUAUUAUAGGAAAUACAAAACAGACAAGAUCUAUUUCAUUUCAAUUUAAACUGUUUUGAAAUUGUUCUGCAAAUGGAAUAAAUUAAAUCCUUGAGUGCUCACAAAUUAAUGCGUUGUGUACUUAGCGAGAAUUAUGCACUGGGAUAGCUUUUAAUAUGUGAGGAUAAAGAGCAUCACCUUGACAUAUUUCUUAACUGGAGCCACGAAUCCAAAAGCCUUCUUAAUUAUUGACCGAGCCCAGACGGUAGGUCGAAGCCAUAACUGAGGUAGCCACGAUGAAAAGUGAGGCUGACCAUACCAGACACGUUUGACCACGUUUGGAUCUGGUUUGGUUUGUAAACUAAUAAUAGUAAUAAUCUUGGUUGUAUCAUCUGUAAGGACGCUAACGCUCGCCUGAAAAAAAAUGCAUGAUUCAUUAAGUGUUUAAAUUAUAUGUUUCUUCGGUUUUAUGUAUACAUGGCAAUCAUUUUUUUUAUUGAUGUACAAGCACGAUGACAUCUCGUAAUUAAAGAGAUUUUAGAACGACAUUAAAAAGUCGGCUCUUAAAACGGGCGCGGAUUCGCAGCGAUUCAAAUGUACAAAAGAAGACAAAGUAGUUGUCCUAAUCUGAGGCCCGUUUCUCGAAAAAGUUCUGCUAACUUGACGGGCCCGAAGCCGUAUUUUGAAAUAAAAAUUUUUAGGAAUGGAGAAGCAAGUUCUGGCAUCCUAACCAGUCCAUUGUGUUUCUAUAGCUGAUAUUUUUAAUGUAUCAUUUUCAAAACUUUGAAAACCCCAUCUUGGAUGGAAACAUGCAAUGGACAAAAUGUCUACGGGCCCAUUAAAUUACCGGGACCGAGAAACGGGCCUCCGGCUCGAAAGAAGGGCCCGGAAAAAGGAGUGUUAUUGUUUGAACGCCUUUGUUUGUUUUAUUUUGCUGCAAUUACUCGACACAAGUCCUUGUCAAAAAUAUCAGAAAGUCCAGCUUUAGAGGAAGACUUGUCCCAAAAUAGGUGGAAUGUUUGAAGAAAUUGCUAGCGUGGAUAACAUGACAAGGACGCCAUGAAGGACCAACCUUGUUUGCACGGAGCGGAGAGAAGAGAGAGACCCUCCCUCUCCCCCCGGGAGAGAGGUUGGGUAACUGAAUUUCAGUGGUACAAGUUUUUUUUCCAAAAGGCUCUCUGUCAUAGGCACCGUGCGUUUCAACGAAGUUUUUAUUGACCAACGGAAGUGUCACGAUGGAAAAGCUUGCUUAGUGGGCCUAGUCUGUGACUUACUGCAUAUAAAAAUGGACGUUUUGUUUCCACCAUUGCAGGCUCCAUUUGAAAUAGCCCGCAAUCCGGCCUUCAUUGUUAGUGCUGCAGGACGCACGUGUCUCCGUCCGCGGGAAGAUUUGAGACGGGUUGGUGAGAAGUCUGCCGUGGGUCUGGCACUGCCAAACCCCUUACAGACCUAUCGUCGGUUCGCGUUGCUCAAGACCUCAAACUAUUCCGCGGGUGAAGAAACACUCGCGUCGAACAGUUAACAAUGAAGGUGUGCUCGCAUGCUACAUUUGAGCCACACUGUUGUUGCUUCGCGUUCACGUACACCUGAGGUACUUUUAUGUCAAUUCGUCGAGGGUGUAAGCACAUACAGAUCUUGGCACACAGUUUUUUCUUUUUAUUAUUAAUGACAUAUUUAAACAAACAGACGAAUUUAAAGAUUUAUGUUGGUCUGCAUAACGCACAAAAAUCACAAACUGACAGCGCUAUCACCUUCCACCAAAUAUGUUUACUUAUGCAACUAACCUUGGUACUGUACGUAUUUGUUUUUGCUUCACAAUCUCCCUGACAUGACUAAAAUUAACUACAUUAUGCAUUAAGCUGCCUUAUCUAACAUUUAUAAGCGGUACAUACUAUAGCUUUCAUUACUUACCUUUACUUCAUCACCAACGCCAUAUCGAUUGCAAUAACAAUAUCGACUGUCUACCGGUAUGACUCAGAAAUACAGUCCAAUAUUCAUUAAAAAUACACUACGUGACUUUCUUAAUCCUUUAACUCCCAAAAUCUCAUUAGUAAUUCUCUUUACUGUCUGACAUACAAUUCUUAUGGUGUCAAUUUGGAGAAUUUAGUAUUGGGUCAACUAAUAAUCCCCUAAUUGAUAUAUUACUUUAUUCUCAUUACUUGAUAUUGUAUUGAUAUUGAAAGGAGAAAUUCUCUCUUGGUCAUUCGUGGGAGGUAACGGGUUAGGAGGAGUUAUAUUGUGAGUGUAGUCUCAAAAAUGGGGCGGUUGAAAAUUUCAGAUGAAUAUAUCGUCGUGUCUAGAUAACAACGAAAGAGAACCUAGUGAAGGAAGUUCUGAAUUAAUAGAUUGAAAAAAAACUGUGUUCCUUCCCGAGCCUUACUUCGUAAGUUUAUGAGUUACAGAUACCAGUUACGAAACAUUCUUACGCCUUGUCACUGCUCUUUAGCUUUAGGACAGCUGCCAUUUGUGGGUGAUUUAUGAACGAUGUCCCUGAGGCGAGCCCUGCCAAAAGAGAAAUACCUUUCUCUGCAGAGAGAGCUCCUAAGGAAAGGCGAAUUGUAUGAAGACAGAGAAUUCCCGCCAGUUUUUCGCAGUAUUUUCACUAAAACACGUCCAUCUGUAAAUCUUCAAUGGAAAAGACCAAAGGUAUGUCUUUGAAGCGAUUUGACCUCUUACAAACAAAAAAACCGUACAUCUUUACGAUGCAAUAGACGACAUGUCUAUUUGUGAGAAGGAUACAAAAUUUAUGGGAUACCAAAACCAGUUUUAAUUAUUCAAGUUCAUCGUAAAAUGACUUUUAUCUAUCAAACAAUUUUAUUGCAAUGAUCCACAAGCACACAAAGUCUGCCGCUUCUCAGCUCUAUAAUUACUUUACUCUCACAGAAAAAAGAGAAAGAGUAUCGUCAUGAAUGCAACACGCGCUCAGUUACAUAUAAAUAUCUAUAUCUUCAUAGCUUCUAAAUUUUAAAUAAACUGAGAAAGCGAGUUUUAUCAUUUUGUCUGAAUACAAUUUUUCCCCCUUUCGUAUUUUUCACUCUCUUUAGAACUUGUGUUCGGGCCUAUGUUCGGUUUUUCUUUUUUCUUUCCGUCUCCCCAUUUCUUGGAGCUGAUAGAUCACUCUAUCUCCUGAUCUCAGCAUUCAAUGUUUUUUUUUUUUAUCAUCAUAGGACAUCAGCAGGACAGAGCCCAAGUUCUUCACCAAAGGUAUCAGCAGAACUGACGUUGCCCAAGGGAGAAUGUUGAACUGUUGGUUUGUGGCAGCAGUGGCAUCGUUGACAGACUCAGAGGAAUUAUUCUAUGCCGUCUGCCCGCAGGAUCAGGGCUUUGAGCCCGGCACGUAUUGUGGAAUGUUUAGAUUCAACUUUUGGCGUUUUGGUGAAUGGGUUGAAGUCAUCAUUGAUGACUAUCUGCCGACGCACAAUAACAAGUUGUACUACGCUAGAUCCAGUGAUCCUGAUGAGUUUUGGAGCGCAUUGUUAGAAAAAGCUUAUGCCAAGUAAGUAACAGAUGAAAAGAGUGUAUCGCCCUUACAAGAUGCAUUUUAAAGGAAUGAGAUACAUUGUGCACUUUGUAUUUUCAGAGUGUGUGGAUCCUAUGAAGCCAUGGGAUUAGGCCGAAUAAGUGAAGCGCUGCAAGAUUUUACAGGAGGCGUAAUCGAGAUGAUAAACCUACAGGCACCACCACCAGACGUCUUCAAGGUUUUACAAAAAGCUCUUGAGCGCCAUUCACUGAUGGGUACUUCUAUAGAGGUAUGAACAAGACAACUUACUUCUUAAUUAGGAACUUUUCAGAGAACAGAAUAACGACGAAAGUUUUAGUAAGAUUAACAAUGACAUUGCACCAAUGUUUUUAAAUUUCGUUAUUUUCUUCUCCAUCUUCUGCAAACAGGUUCCACAACCUUUGAAGAACCUGGAUAGCUUUGAAAAUUCGGCAUUUAUUUCUAACUCGAAUUCUCAAUUGAACGCUGCAUUUAUUAAUCAGUAUUGAAAUAAAAGUUAACUUUCCUUUCUUAUCCCAAUGUUUGUCCAAAUCUUCAGACAAACGCUCAGUCUGGUCAGAGAACGUUACCAAAUGGACUCAUAACCGGUCAUGCGUACUCCAUCACAGGUUUGACUAAGGUAAAUAAUCUUGCAUAGUGAUAUCUCAAGACUUCAUUGGUAUGGCUUUAAGUGGAUUCUCAUUAUGGUCGCUUUACAUACGUUUUUCUUAUAUUACAGGUUAAUCUUCUUAAUUUGGGAAUACCAGAAGCGAAACUAAUCCGUCUCAGAAAUCCACACGGAAAUAGUUCAGAAUGGAAGGGAGCCUGGAGCGACAGGUAUUGGUCAUUUUCUAAGUUACUGAAGAGAUGAAAAUUCCGCAAGCCUUCGAAUUUACACGUUGUCUACGAUCACGAUCUAGUGGAAAAAAACACAAGAGUUACGUUACGGAUUAAGUCGUGUAAAAACACUUGGCUGACAAGAGUUUGCCGUGUGAAAGAUGCCCUAAACUCUCUGAGUCAAGUAGGGCUCCGUUGAGAACUCGAGAUAUUCAAUUUUUUGAUCGAAUGGUGAUAAAAGUAGGGAAUAUUUUUUCCCAAAAUAAAGGAGCAGCAAACUGGCUUCGGCUGAAGAGUCUGUUCAAUCUGAAGGCAAUAUAUUAUCACCCUAAGUUAGAUCUGGGAAGCCUUGCCAUUCAACAUCGGGGGCGUGUGGACUUCCCAAAACCAAAGUAAGAUCUACUGUCACAACGUUCAGUUUUCAGCUGUGUAUAUCAUUGUUGUAUUUCCCUUCGUAUCUAUCAGGUCUGAUGAGUGGAAUCUCUUGUCAAAUGAAGAACGAAAGCGACUAGACCUUGUGUUCGACGACGACGGAGAAUUUUGGUAAAUCCGUCAUUAAAUGUCUUUUGUUAUUUUUUUACUUGGUUGCUUAUUUGCAAAUUUGAUUAUUAAAUUAUUUACUUCUAGGAUGACAAUGGAGGAUUUUGUGGCGAACUUCACACGUGUGGAGAUCUGUAUGCUGACCCCUGACAGCGUUUUGGAAGACGAUAAAAAAAAAUCAUGGAAAAUACAACGAGAAAAAGGUCGUUGGCAAACUGAUGCGACCGCAGGUGGAUGUAGGAAUUUCAUAGACACGUUCCACAUAAAUCCUCAAAUAAGGUAUGGAAAUAUGUAAAAAAGGCCAGGCUGUUAAUUAUGCUUCUUUAGAAAUUUGGCAUGAAAUUAAAAAAACAGUAUUUGGAAUCUGCUUCAAUCUUGGUCAAUUUUUUCCAUCCUUAUUCCCUCUUGGUUUGUACUCGCCUCGUUAAAAAUUUUAUAUAUUAUUGGUUGACUAAAACAUCGGAACGUGGCUAUCGUGUGUAGUUCUUGUAAUGAUAAGUCAUGCGCCAGAAUACAACCAGUAAGUGUUGUACUCUUUUGACAGGAUUCAUUUAGAGGACCCGGAUGAGGAUGAUGACGAUGACCUCUGUUCGAUGGUAGCGUCGCUCAUGCGCAUUGAUCGAAAGAGAACCCCAGCCAAUGAGAGGCCUCCUAUUGGGUUUGCUAUUUACAAGGUGAGCAUGAAUUGAACGACCAACGCAACCCUUGUACCAACGGUGGUAAUUUGAUUUCUGUCUGAUAGCGGGCAUGAUUUGCACAGAACUUUAUAAGAAGCCGCUUAAAAAACAAAUGAGGUUUGAAAAUUUUCUUCGUGGCAUCGGGAAUCAAAUGAAGAAAGAAAAUUUACUUAAUGAUUACGGAGUAGAACUUGAGAAUGACUCAAUUCUGUCAUACGCCAGGUACCGGAAGAUAUGGCCGGCAGAAAGGAGCGCUUUGGCAGACGGUUUUUUGAGACGACCAAGGCUCAAGUGAUGACAAACUCCUUUACAAAACUGAGGGAGAUAAGCUGUCGAUAUUCCCUACCCAAAGGAGAGUACGUGCUGGUUCCAUCCACAUUUUACCCUCGUCAAGAAUCCGAAUUUCUUUUAAGAAUAUUUUCCGAGAAACCUCACGAUACAAGGUGGGUCAGUGGUGUCGGAGACAUUUUGGAGUCAAAUGAGAAAGAUUAUCAAUACUUGUUUCACCUCUUUCUUUCUUUGGUCAAACAAUUUUUUCGAAGCUCAUAUGAAUUUCUUACGCAUUUGGUGUGUCACUAUCUCUCCUUUCAGGGAAAUUGACGUGGAAACAAAAAUAACGCUGCUACCCAAGGUUUGUCGACGCAACGUUUUUUUUAAUCUGAUUUUUUAAAAAGGGUAGGACGUGAGGGCGAAAGGUGUACCCUCUCAGAGUCACACGUCUAAAUUUUGAAAAAGGUUGCGAGGUUGAUUUCGACAACAAAAUCAGACCAGCAGAUCAGGUCUUACGGAGAGCCCUCGUUGAUCUCAACUUAUCGUUUAAUUAAGAUUGAUUUAGAAUAAUUCCUUCCAUCUCAUUCUUCAUCUAGCCAACAGUGUCAACAGAGGAGGCCGGAGACAUUGAUAAACAAUUUUGGACCACGUUUCAAAAAUUUUCAGGAGAGGUCAGUAGUGAACAAAAAUGGUGGAGAAGAAUGUCUCAGUAAAUCCUAAGGGAAUGAAAUAUAACUUAAUAUGUCAGGCAAUUGUCCUCUGAUUUAGCAUAAAUAUUCGGGAGUGCAGUUUUCCUUGCUUUGAUUAAGUUCGACAAUAUGAUUUAUUUAGAAAUAUGGUUUUUUCGUCUUGUGACGAGCGUGGGACAAAGAAAAAUUCUGCGUCCCCAUGAGGAAUCGAACGAUGGACCUUCGGAUUUCGCAUUAGGAUGCUAUGAAGACCAUCUUUCUUGUUCUAUUUACAAUAGUAACGCUAGGAUCAAGACCACAAAAUUUGAUUGGACUGUAUAUAAUCGGGCAAAAGCUCUUGAGGUUUCCUCCCUCUUGUUCUUUAAGAUAUUGUACCAGAUCUUUAUAACCAAUCAUUUGUGCUUUCCGUUUACUAUUCAGGAUGGUGAAAUUGAUCAAUAUGAACUACAGGAGAUCUUGACCAAAGCAUUUGCUUCUUGUAAGUAAACAGCUUUUGACGCUGAAAUAUGCUUCUCUUCAUAAAAUAAGCGAGAUACGCUUGCGCUUUGAUUAGUUGAAAACCUACCGUUCAUUGUACUGGUAAACCUACUGCUAUGGUAUGGAUUUCUCUCGUAUUCUACCAAAAUCCAGUGCUGGUAAACAUCAUCUGAUAUACUGCUUAACCUGUGAAUAAAAAUCGGACGCGCGAAUUUUCCAUGAAAUAAUUCGGUUAUUUCUUUACCUAACAUAUUUAUUUUAAUGUGAAAUUUCAGUGAUGAACUCAAACACGUUUAGCUUGGAAGCUUGCAGGUAAAUUUCCCUUGAAACUGAUGAUCAAGUUUAAAUUGUGUUUCGAAUUGAGCCCUUGCAAAUUACAGUCCUCAUUAUGACUUAAGUGUCUUUUUUUCCUCUACAGGAGCAUGAUUGCAAUGUUUGAUGUAUCCUUCAAGUACUGGAAAAUAAAUAGAUAUACAUUUAAAUUUGAUGACAUACCUAAACUGUCAGAAUACACAUUCUGACAUUUUGAUGCGUUCCUCUAAAUAUCCAAACAACUAGACAUCCUCGAAUUCCAUUCCAAACUUCUGCAAGUAUUCCCCUUUCACGCAAACGCAAAAUCCAGAAAUCUUGAAAACAUUAAACUAAUUGAAGAAUAUGUCACUUUAAAUCAUCGUUCAUUUUGCUAUCCCUCUUCUUGACACUGUUGUGAAUAAAUCUGAAUCAUGCCCUUCUAACGCUCAUAUCAGCAGACGUUUUCUUUCGUUUACCCUUAACAUAUGUUUUAGGGAGACAAAACAGGAGCGUUAGGAUAUAAUGAGUUUAGAGGAUUGUGGACAAUUCUUGGACAGUGGAAGGUCGGUGAAAGAGUAUUUUCCAGCUGCCCAGAACGUUCUUGUCAAAUAAAAACCAGCGAGCAGGCUGGGCUGCGGCAACAUUCCUUUUUCGUCAAAAUCUUAUUCAUUCUUUUUAACCUUCUUACUAACAAUGUAGAACUAAAAAAUCCCAGCGUAAAAAAACUACCUUCAAUAAACUUCAAGCUCCCUCGAUUUUUUUGAGGAAAGAUUGGCUUGAGUGAAACGGUGGGAUAGAAAUGUUGUUGCGUGGGUAGGUGAAGAAAUUCUCAAGAAACGACCGCAGGACUGGCCAUCGUAUUUCUUCUCUAGAUAAUUCGAUGAUGUUACGCAAUAGGAAAGUGCAUCCGAAAGGGGAAGAAUAUUAUCAAAGAUUAACCAAUGCAUUGAAUCACGGUGUCCAGUUUUUUAUUUGCCUCAUGGUGCAAUCUUCAAAUUAACUUUAUCUGUCUGUGCUCGACACUAAUACCAAGAGUGCUGUUUCAUUUCAGGCCGUUUUCUUCCGUUUUGACAAAGACCAAAGUGGUGAUAUGAACCUGUUCGAGCUCCGCGACGCUCUCAAAUCAUUAGGUAGCUACGUACCUGUCGCUUCAUUUUCUCAAAUUGUACCACUUUUGAACAUUUUCCUUCUACUGCAAUUUAUUUCUGCCUCGUUAUUUCUUGCCUUGCAGGAUAUCAACUCAGUAAUUCUGCGCUGAGCGCAAUCAUCCUGAGGUAUCACAACAAGAAAGGCACGAUUCCAUUCGAUAUCUUCAUACAGAUUUUAGUCCGUGUCAUAGUCAUGUUCGGUUAGUAUCCUUGAAGAGAAUCACUUUGGUUUAUGCCCGAAACGACGGUAAAAAUUGUCAGUUUUUCAACAGAACGAGCUGAUAUUUGAUUACUCAGGUUUUUAAGGUGUAGGGGAAAAGCAAGCAUUCUCUCAGAUUUCCACGAUGACAUUAUCUGGCCUCUGGGUUGGGGUGGGGGGUACGGAGCAUGGUUUAAAACAGUGUUUGAAAUAAGCCUGGACUUAUAAUCAAAGUAGAACACAAUCUGUUAUACCGGAGCUCGUAGUGCUCGCCAAACGCGUAUGCAUGCAGCGGAGGCCCAUUCAUUCCCCAGCUGAAAAAUCUGAUUUCAAGGAACAUUAUUUCAUUUUUCUUUUGAAGUAACAUUUACUCUCUUAUUUUCUCAAGAUACUUUUAGAAGACACGCAAUGAGCCGAGGUCGACGAUCAGAGAAAGCCGUGUUCACCAUCGACGACGUAAGUUGCUAAAAAUCGUAAAAUCAUAGACGCCAUGAAGACCGCACCUGAACCAAGAUCUGGAGUAAAACCAGAACCCAUGACCAUAACCUCUUCAGUUCAAAUUCAACAUUUUAUUUGUGGACCUGUCGCUAUUUUGUGAGUGCCGUAAUUUCUGUUUGAGGGAAGGGAGAGUGACAUCCGUCCAUUUCAACCCUCUGUAUGUGUGAGGAGAUAGUGUGUAGCUCAGUAUAGCCUUGACUUGGUCUUUAUCAAAACUUGAGGUGAUUUAAUGCCUUCACUCAGACUCCUGGAUUUAUGUUGAGAUUUUUUAAAGUUGAACGAAUGAGUUGAAUCUCUUGACACGAUUAUUUGCAGUUCAUCGAAUCGACGUUGACCGUUUGAUCAAAAGUGAUGGAAAGGGUGAAUCAGUGGUAGUGCGGAGAAAAACUGUGACUGAUGAGUGGCAAAGGCAACCUGGCGCGAGUUAAAAGACGAAGCAUAAUUUUGAUCUCAUGCCGGCAACAGGAAGAAGCGGAUGCUGACCAAAACAUUGGUCUCUAAACCGAUAUUAUGUUGCUUAUGUAAGCUGAAACGUUUGUAUAAGUGCAAAUAUUGCUUAUUUUUCUAGACAUUUUUAGCGAAUCAGAAAUUUGCUUAAAAGCGAAAUGGAAAUUUUUGAUGUUCCAAAAAGAGGAAGAAGUCUUCGUUAGUAUUAUUCCAAAAUAACCCUACUCUAUUUCUUUAAAUUUGAACCUUGUUAUGAAAUGUUUCAGUCCAGUUUAUAUAUACCUGGAUUAGGAAAAAAUUACUAGUAUUCAAUGUAAGCUUUUUAUUCUAUAUACGAUAUUGUGUCGAUGUGUUAAGAAAUAAUAUUUGAUUAAUAAAUUGUUUGAGAGC